GAAGCUGGAUACUAUCAGACAUAGAGCAGUGUCGGCACCGCUGCGCCUGCUUUACGUGGUUAUCGCGCACGAUUUCGCGCACGAUGUCGACGUACUCGAAGGACUUCGCGUAAGGGUAGAACGCGGAAGAAGAUAAUUUCCGCUUGCGAGUGCGUGUCUCGGUGAAUAAAAAAGUGACGAUUCUUUGCUAAGAGUAGUAGUCAAAUUAAAAAAUUUCAUAUAUACAGAGAGAAGUGCCAACGGAAGAAGAAAGCGAAUAUUCUCCGUAAUCACCGAAAGGAUUCUGGACGAGAAUCCUUCUCGUUUUUUUUUUUUUUUUGAAAAAGAAUAAUUUGUGCGAAACAAACAAAAAAAAAAUUUUAAACACAGAGUUUUUUGUCGGACAAAUCUUUAAAGAUGAGAAACGUCUUAUAUUUGGAUGUGUAAUGAGUUUGAUGUACAUCUUAUCAAUGUAAUUUCCUCGCUUGCUUGAUCUCGUCCUAAUAAGAAGAAAUGAUGAACGCGAGAAGGCGAUAAGAAGAAAACCACAAAUUUGUGUUGGUGUUUUUCAGACGGACAGAUGCAACGAAUACGAGAGAAGACGAGAUGGCCGAGGCGGCACCGAGAACGACGUUAUCGUCCUUCCUCGAAUCAACGAACCAUCUUCGUGAUCCUUCGACUAGAUCGUGAACUCCCGCGACUUUUUCCUAUUCAAAUAUUUCGAGAGAAAGAUAUCAUCGUAAGGAUGUAGGCAGGCUCGAGUUCAGGCCCUGUCGUGGCCGAGUUUCCUUACGCGAUUCUUUCUAUAUAUAUAUAUAUGUAUAUGUAUGUAUAUAUAUAUAUAUAUACAUAUAUAUAUAUAUUUUUUACUAUAAUGUAAGUAUAUACACGUUCCGAACAUACGAAAAAAGGAUCAUAAGGUCGGAAAGUGGAAAGAUCGUCGAGCGUGUCAAAGCCGCUCCCACAAAAAUCUCUCGAGAAUAUAGGCACGAUCCUUCUACUCGAUCGUCCUACUUUUUUCUCUCCCUCUCCCUCUUCUCAAAGCAUCCGUGCAUCUUGGUGCAUCCCAGUGCAUCUCAGUAUCCCAGUGCCCGUUAGAUUGUCGAAGGAGAAUAAAAAGAAGAGUGGUUAGCGUUCGUAAAAGAAGUGGCCGGUCUCGACGUUUAAUAAGCGGGAAAAAAGGAAGGAAAGCAAAGAAGGAGGUCUCCCGAUCAACGAGAUAUGAAAAUGCGUGCGAAAAUAAUAAAAGGCACUACACGUGACAACGUCAUUCUUCUUGAUGACGGUAUGAUAACCCGAAGCCGAUGACACGAUCGUCGGAGUGCCGUGAUAAGUGUUAGUGGCUUAGCGUGUAUGUCGUACAGCGUAUACGUAGGAUGUUGUUCCUGGAAGUUGUCCAAUAGUCCACGAGGAGAAAGAUAGCAACAGCGAAAAUGGUGGAUCUAGAGGGGUACAUCAUUAUGUUGGCGAAUAAGAACGGGGAGAUGAAGUUAUAUGGUUCUCGUGCAGAUAACGCGGACAGUUUGGAAUUCGACGAUGAAAUUCUCCAAGUGAACGGCCGUACUCUGCAAAAUGCAACCUACACGGAAGUCAUUCAGUACAUACACCAGUGCAUCAAAUCACGCACGAUAUCUCUUCGAUUACGCAGAAGGAAGGAGAGCCGGAUCGAAGAGCUGGAUGGACCAAAUGCUGUACGGAUACGAGACGGUUGGGUUAUCGCUGUCGAAAGAGGCGUAAGAGAAAGGUUGAAAGAGCUCGCUGCCCUUAGAAGCAUCCAGUUACGGGAUAUCGAAGCCAUAUUAGAUCAUCAGAUAAACGAGACUGGCGCAUCCACGAGCGAGGAGAGCACGAGAAAAGAUGUAACAAGUAAUCAGGUCACCGUGACCCUCGCGGAUGAGGAUGUACGUAAUACGAACACCUUCUUCACAAAACUUAGUAACGGUACGAUUCCUAAAGGAUUGACCAAGGACGGUCAGGAUACGCGAGAAGGAAAAACUUUGCAGGAACGAAAGGACAUCUUGGAAAAACAACAAACCUCAUCAGAUGAAACGAAUCUUUUGCAACCAGUGCAAAGCAGCAAGGUAGGGGAACGUCGUGCUAGCAGUCCCUUCCAAAAUGGCCGGACAGAGGUCCUGAUUGGAGAACCGGAGGGCGGCCCGAGGUCGCCGCGAGGAUCGACGUCUUCAGCGGUGAACGACGGCAAUUUUCUUAAUCCACCGGACGAACGCGAAGCAAUUUACAGCGAAUUCCUCGGAAGAUCGACGCAGACGGCCGACCGGACGAAAGUUCGCCGUGUGCUCAAGAGACGCAAUGCGAUUAGGUCCCGUCGACGUAGCGGCAGUGGCGCAUCGGAUAUACAGCAACAGCAACAACAGCAGCAACAACAACAGCAGCAGACGCAGCUGCAAGAGAACAACAACGGGAGUUCACGGGAUACAGGAAAGAAAUUGCAGGAGGGAUUGGGUCCCGAUGAGAUGUGGGCUCCUGGUGCCCUAGGCCAUCACCGGGAGCUACCAGUCGAUGUGCCCGACACCUUAUUACAGAAGGCCUAUCCCAAUAAGGUAAAGAAUUGCUCGCCCGACUAUCGGAAUGAGCUUCGUCGUCCCCGUAGCGCUAGCGACUUAGACCUCUCCCUAAACGUUAAGAACGAUAUUUUAAAAAAACGCACGACGGACGAUCGCGUGAGGCUUGGUCUAACAGCCGAUCGGCCUGACGUCACCGAUGGCCCACGCUCGAUCCUCCUCAACGGUGGCGGCAAGCCGUCGAUACUCGAGAUCGAGCUAAAGAUCGGCUCGAAGGAGGAGGAUAAAGAGGAGGAGAAAGAAAAGGAUAAAGAGGAACUGAAAGAGUUUCAGAAGGAGAAAUUGAAGAUGGAGAAGACAAACGGUAGUAUAUUGAAAGCUAUCGAGACGAAAGAUCCAAAGAGUCCCUUCAGGGGCGAUCAUGCCGAUGACGAAGACGAGGAGGAGGGCUCCAGCGAGGAGGCAAAUGGUCAAAAGGAAUCGAGCGUGGACAUCGAAGAUGAGUAUCCUUUCGCUAAGGAAGACUAUCCGACAAUGUUGAAAACCUGUAGUGACGACUCGGCAAGUCCACGCAGUUCCUCGAGCCGAUCGGAUAGUACAGCACCAUUAGAUACUAGUCUGGUGCUAAGGCAUAGUACCGACGAGAAGAAAAAGAAGAGUAAGAAGGUUAAAGCUCGUGACAAAGAUUCACCGAGCUAUGACGCUAGGCGAAUCGAUCUUGGCUCACCUUGCCGACCUGUCGUUACUGAGCUACCGAUCAAGGUGACGCCUUUAUUCGCUCGUGCACGCGAUACGACCUCGUUUGACAAUCCGGCGUAUGGCUUGCCGGAUUUCCAAGACAUUCAGGGUCUCCUGAUUAGAUCGGACGAGGUGUCGGAUCUCACAAGACUCAUCGAUGAGCAAUGUCCAAUACCAAGAAUGCCAGCUAGUCUUCAAGAUCGGACACAAUCGGAACCUCAGAGUCCUCAGAUCGAAUCCUCAAUGGUGAUCCUUGGUAAUACAACAUCGAGAAAGAGUUCGAAACACCAACAAAAGGAGAAGUUCGCGAUAAAAACGAAAAGUCAGGAUCAGAUCGAAGAACGAGUAAGUGCGAGCUCGACCGACGAUCUUCUUGGAAUCGAAUCUACCAAUUGUCUCGAGUCCUCCUCCGCUCGACAAAGAUCCAAGAAAAAACGUCAUCAACAGAUAUCAAGCGGUUACUCGACAUUAAGAAGCGAGGUCUCGAGCGAUCUCGAAUUCACCGAUCGCAGCUUCCUUGUUGUCAGUGGAAAAGGUUAUCGCGAGGUUGCCGUUGAUUGUCCACCUGACUUCGUACCGGUCACCAAGUGCCAUCCGAUUUAUCCUCCGCCAAACAAAACGCCCGGCAACAGCAAGCACAACACUCUCGAACUGAAACGUGAUCGUAAUGGAGAGAACGUUGUCGUCAGAGAGACGACAACGACGACAACGACGACAAGUACGAUGACAACAUUGAACACGAUGACCAUGGCGAACAACAUAGUGACCCUAGAUUCCCCUAGACUUCGCUCGAACGAUAUAAAUCUCUCAAUGCCGAACAAAGCACCGAUCGUGUCGUCACCUCCCACGCUAGCCACCGAUGCUAGCGCUAGGGAAAACGUAGUCGCGCGUACGAUAGACCGAAAGCACGAGUCCAAGAAGGUAAGGUCCAAAGUAAAGAGCUUCCUUAUCGAAAGCUUCUCCUCUAUCAUGCACCAAGAUAAGCCUCGCCGGCACAAUAGUAAAAAGCUUCACCUAGACGCUUUCAGCACGAAUCUAGAGCUUCGCUCUUACGAUUUCUCUCUUUCUAACCAGACAUCUCGCUUCAGCGAGAGAUCCUUUAAACGGUCUUCCUCGAUUCACGAUUUAUUUAUUCCUGAACACAAGAAGGAUUUCCGUUUAUCCUGCAUCGCUACCUUAUCCACCGAUUACAACAAUCGUGAUCACAUUGAUGAAUGUAAAGUCGUUUUUCUCGACGAUGACAGAAAGAGAGAGAUUCUCUCGUUCGAGACCAAUCAGAACUCACGAAAUUCCCAACGCGAGAAUUCCUCCAUUAAAGACGUUACGACGAUCAUGGACCUUCUCGAGGAUCGCGCUAAAUCUUCCUUAGACAUAUCUCCGGACACGCAGAAUAAGAAGAACGCGAGAUUGUCACUUGAAUAUGAAAAACGAUUGAGAUCACAAAGCGUUUUGGAUGUAACCAACUCAAAAACUAUGUUCGUCAAACCGAUCGCGAGAACGAACUCUAUUGAAUCCAAAUUUAUUACGAUCGAUCGUACACCAUUCUCGAUGAAUAUUCUUCAGAAAGAUACUUUUUCGUCCGCUUCUUCUCUUCUUCCUCCUCGUCCUCUUUUCUCUGCUUCUUUCUCCUCUCGCAAUCCUGACGGACAAACAACACCGGACUCAACGAGACUCACGUCGAAGAACAGUGCGUACAACACGCUAUAUGCUUACCAGGACCACGACGAUCUUUGCGUACUACAGGCUGGUCUUAAUGGAGUCAAACCUGCCAUCCCGCCCAGAGAUCAAAAAAGGGCACCCGCUAGACCACCGAAGGAUAGUCUCAGACUUUCGAGCCAGAACAACAACGUCGAGAGCAACGAUUAUGCUAAUACUACGGAACCUACGCAGCAACAGCUUCAUUCCAUUAGGAAAUAUCAGGAACAAUUACGGAAACGCAAGGACGAGGAGGAGAGGCAAGAAAUCUUGAAUCGAUCGCUUCGUGGCUCAACGAAGCUUCAAGCUUUAGAAAGUCAUGCCACGAAUCUUACCGGCCAAGAGAAUCUCGCAUAUGCUCAAGACGAGUUGACCACCACUGUUACUCGUCCUGUUCAUGUCGCACCUCAAGCGCCCUUAACAUACGGAGAGGUCGUUGCCACGUUGGAGAGAUUGCAGCUUCAGUUACGAAAUAUCUCCGGUGCUCUCGGCAUUUCGGGUCCAAGUGUGGAAGCCGAACUUGAGGCAGUUCGGACGCUUUUGCUACAAAGCCAAUUUGCAACUGCCACAGCUACGCAUUACGCUUUGAAAACGCGAUUAAGGUCGAACAAGGUUCUUAGACAUCAUGCCGAAGAUUCAUCGACAUUAGCUCGGGACUGCGUAGACGUAUUAGAAAAAUGGCAAUCAUCAUCAACGGCAACGGAUGUUGGUGCGGCGGAAACGAUGGCUGCCGUGGAGGAGCUGACGGGUAUUCUUACGAGUUACGACAUGGAGGCAUUACUUAUAGCACAUGAUUCUAUAGUUUCGUAUGUGGAAGGCUUCCAAAGAAAGCACAGUCCUGCGUCUUCGUCACCAAGUCGCCCACCAAGUCCUACAUCGAGUUGGAGAGAGUCACGUGUAGAUAAUAUCAAAAUAAUUAGGAUCGAAAAAACUAACGAACCUUUGGGUGCUACUGUUCGAAACGAUGGUGAUGCAGUUAUUAUCGGUCGUGUUGUUCGAGGUGGUGCAGCAGACAAAUCCGGACUCCUGCAUGAAGGAGAUGAAGUUUUAGAAGUUAAUGGAGUUGAAAUGCGUGGAAAAAGUGUUAACGAUGUUUGUGACAUUUUAGCUGGCAUGCAGGGUAGUCUUACGUUCUUGGUAUUACCAGCACCAACGAAUUACCGAAAUAAUUUGAAUAAUAGGAAAGAGGACACUAAUCAAAUACAACAUAUACGUGCACACUUUGAUUAUGAUCCUGAAGAGGAUCCAUAUAUACCAUGUAGAGAACUCGGAGUUAGUUUUCAAAAAGGUGACGUUUUGCAUGUGAUUUCUCAAGAGGAUCCAAACUGGUGGCAAGCUUAUAGAGAAGGUGAAGAGGAUCAAACUUUAGCUGGUCUUAUACCCAGUAAAGCCUUUCAGCAUCAACGAGAAUCCAUGAAGCAGACGAUAGCUGGUGGAAAGUCGACGGUACGGGGUUCGAAGAAAUCUAGUACACUAUUGUGUGCGAGAAAAAAUCCAAAGAAAAAAAAACGAAACAAACUUGGUACCAAUUUCAACGACGACGGUUAUCCUCUUUAUGCGACGACAACGAUAGACGAUUACGACAGCGAGGAAGUGCUAACGUACGAGGAAGUAGCUUUAUAUUAUCCAAGAGCGAAUCAUAAGAGGCCUAUCGUUCUUAUUGGUCCUCCUAACAUCGGUAGACAUGAACUGAGACAGAGAUUAAUGCAAGACAGCGAACGUUUUGCAGCUGCUAUUCCUCAUACGAGUCGUCCAAGGAAGGACUCAGAAGUUGAUGGUCAGGAUUACCACUUUAUCUCUCGCUCACAAUUUGAAUCCGAUAUUCUCUGUCGGAAAUUCGUUGAACACGGCGAGUAUGAAAAAGCAUAUUACGGUACUUCUGUCGAGGCUAUAAGAUCGGUUGUGAAUUCUGGGAAAAUCUGCGUCUUGAAUUUACAUCCUCAAAGUUUGAAGAUCCUACGGAGUUCGGAUUUAAAACCAUACGUGGUCUUUGUAGCACCUCCUAGUCUCGAAAAGUUACGACAAAAACGUAUUAAAAGUAACGAGAGUUUUAAGGAAGAAGAAUUGAAGGACAUAAUAGAGAAGGCUCGGGAGAUGGAAGACAAAUACGGUCAUCUAUUCGACAUGAUCAUCAUUAAUAACGAUACAGAUCGUGCUUAUAAUCAACUUCUUACAGAAAUUAAUUCAUUAGAAAGGGAACCACAAUGGGUACCUGCGUCUUGGAUUCAGUAAUGGUAUACUGAAUGGAUGACGAAUGUGUCUUAGAUAUCAAUGCCAUCGCGAGUUUAAUGGCACGUUACUAAAUACCGAUUAAGAAACAGAUUAUAAUAUAAAUGAAUUGAUUCUUUCGUAAGUACUUACUCGUUACUGGUCUUGCGUGGUAAACUUGUACCUUGUUGAACGAUUGCACGUACUACGAUUGAGAUGCCAAUUGACGAUCAUUUUAAAAUUAAAAUCUUGUAGUUCCUGAUGGCCGAGGUUCGCACGUCGUUCGUAAGCGAAUCCUCAUGAUGUCAAAAUGACAUUGAUCGAUCUGAAUCGGUUUGACUCGGACGAUAAGAUUUUUGAAGGAACAAUGCGAUACCAAUUUCUCAUGUUAGAAUUAUAAAUGCAGAAAAUCUUGUUGAUCCUGGGAUAACCAUUAUGUAGAAUUAAUUCGUUUAAAAUGAAAAAAAAAAAAAAAAAAAAAUCAAGUUGACGCGUGAAACGCAUUCGCAAAAAAUUUUAUAUUUCGAUCAUCUAUCUGGACCUUCGUAUCGCAAUACAAUAUAUAUUUAUCCAAUCACUUUUCAAUUUACUAUAACUAAAUCGUCGUGUUUAUUAUAUUUUUCAAAUCACAUUCUCAUUUCUUUCUUUCCUGUUAAUUUAUCGCGAUAUCAUUAACAUUUAACUGUUACGUGUUGUCCCAUUCAAAAAUCAAAUCUAUAUCAAAAUUCUUAUUUUACAUUACGACGAAAGAAUUGUAUCUCCCGACUUAUAAAUAUAAUAAAAAUGUCGACUGAUGAUCGUACUAGCGAAUAAGUCGUUUUAAUGCGACAGUUUGAACAUAAAACUUUUAAUAGAACUUUAGAUAAACUCAUCAAUUGUCUAGUAGUACGUUUAUUGAGAAAGAGAACUAUUACUUUAAAAAGUUCUUAGAGAAAUAUUGAAUGUAUAAACAGAAAAAAAAAAAUAGGACAUAGAAUGAAAAAGUGAAGGAAAAUGAAAAAAUUAAGGAUGCGUUUAAGUAAAAAUAUAAGAAAAUAGUAAUUCUCCGUAUUUAAAAUGCAAACAAAAUACAGCUCGGUGUUCGACUUAAAAUGGUGCUUUAAAGUUGAUAUGGUUCCUUGCAAUUAGGUCAUCGAUAUAUUUUCUUGUGCUUCUUAAAUAUUUUAAAUACACGUACCCCGUUAAAAGUGAAUGAUGAUAAAACGAUGAUAUAGCUUAGACGGGGAAGUUACUCAUUUUACCGUCCUGCGUAAACAAUAUAUAAACUCAAUGAAUAUUCGAAUAGAUACGAGCGAUUAGUUACGAUCGACACUGUUACAUUAAUAACGACUAAUUCUUAAGUAUGAUCAUAGAGUUUAUAGAGAGAAGAUCGUUAGAAAGACUUCCGUUAUGUCUUCGAUGAUUUACUUUUGUAAAAAUUCGUAUCGUCGAAUCGAUAUUAUUAGACAAAAAGUAUUUUAUAAAGGUAGUAUCUUUUUUAUAAAUAUAAUUUUAAAGAGUUUCAUUAAAGCAUAUCACACGCAAGAAGUUCAUAUGAAUCAUAAUACUCGUAAAAUCCGUGACUCCUUUAUUCUUGGCAUAGCUAUUGACUUUUAUCGCACGUCUCUAAUAACAAUAGUUAUUAAAAGAUAAAUUCUCUCUGUGCACGAAUAAAUCGUUACGAACGUCAUAGGAGUUGCUAAAAUUAACGUCGAAAAAAAUCUUUUUAAUACUCUUUUUCUAAAAGUACGCAAGAAUAUUACAUCGUGCCAACGUCUUUGCACUUUUAUCAUAGUUUCGAUCGUCGUACUACUCCGAAAAACCCUUUCAAAAAAUUCCAACUUACGAUAUGGUCGAUGUAAAGUCGAGCAGUGAAUUAAAAAAAAAAAAAAAAAAAAGAAAGGCGCUCAUAGUGUUAUCGAUGUGCUCCCCACUCCCCCCAGAUUCCGUCUUGCGUGUAUUCACGUACUGGUUAUUAAAAAUUAGGUUUACGAAUACUGCUCCGAAAGUGCGUUUACAAGCUGAUUUUUAUCAACUAAAGGAACUAAAUGAUCUUUUCAUUUAAUUCCUGAACAAACUCCAGGUAUUAAUCUUCCAUUAUUCUACUUUUCAUAGUUACGAUAUUGAAACAAUUACUCUGAAUCUAUCUUGUAAACUCGCUUUUCGAAUUGGUCUCGUAAUAGUGAUAUUAAAGAGCGAAGAAAGUUCAUUAAAAAGAAGAAAAAUUAAGAAUAAGAAAUAAAGAGAGAGAAAAAAAGAAAAAAAAAAAAAAGGAAAAGAUAAGUCAGAUUACUCUCGUCGGUCUAAAAAAAGAAAAAAAAAAAAAAAAAAGAAAAAAAAUAUGGGCGAAAUUUCGCAUGGAUCAAGUAGAGCAGAUUAAACGUUCAUUAGAUCGAUGAUGUUAAGAUUAGCUGUCGAGAACAGAAUAGAUAUUUAAGAUAAAAAAAAAAAACAUAAAUGUCGAUGUCGAAACAUUGUAAAACUAGACACAUUAUUAGGGAACUAUUACUUCGUGAUAACAUUAUAAAAAAUAUCUAUAGCCCAGGAUACCUACGGAGAGGACGAAAAAAAUAUAAAAUAUUAAGUUAACUUGUCCCAUCGGAUGAACUAAAUAGAGAAGAGGGGACAAUAUUCUGCCAAGUUUAUUAAAAGAAAGAAAUAAUAUGCGAAUGAAUUUCUGAGAUGUGCCAAAAUACUUCUGGGUAAACGUUUAGUGGAGGAUUUAAAUAAACAAAACAAAAAAAAAAUAGGGAAAGAGAAAGAGAGAGAAGAAAAGAAAAGAAAACGUAUUUUAAAAUGCGCUCAAAAGAAACUUUUAGGACGUAUACAUAUUAUACAAACACACACACAUACACACACACACAAAUCAUAUAUAUAUA
Molecule: messenger RNA, 10000 nt
Organism: Vespa velutina
Lineage: Eukaryota; Metazoa; Arthropoda; Insecta; Hymenoptera; Vespidae
Exons: 19
Coding region: 1413-7166 (1917 amino acids)
Biological process (GO): protein localization to plasma membrane; morphogenesis of an epithelial sheet; generation of neurons
Cellular component (GO): adherens junction; plasma membrane
Molecular function (GO): protein binding
Source: RefSeq, a predicted model, not a curated record